AAUGUCCCGUUAGCAAACAAGUCUGGGAACAAGGCUAUCAGAUGAUAAACAACAUCCCGAACUUAACAAUACCCACCUCUCUUGAGGACAUCAUUUUUCCUCCACAAACGGUCCCACCAGAAGCACAAAGAGCA
Racocetra fulgida is the source of this 134-nucleotide messenger RNA. NCBI's taxonomy places the organism in Eukaryota, Fungi, Glomeromycota, Glomeromycetes, Diversisporales, Gigasporaceae. The record is from the annotation of a GenBank genome assembly.